Messenger RNA from Solanum dulcamara, 797 nucleotides. Its product is annotated as desiccation protectant protein Lea14 homolog. The coding region runs from base 136 to 642 and encodes 168 amino acids. The transcript has 2 exons. The record is from RefSeq and is a predicted model, not a curated record. Lineage: Eukaryota; Viridiplantae; Streptophyta; Magnoliopsida; Solanales; Solanaceae. Gene Ontology annotation, biological process: response to desiccation. Gene Ontology annotation, cellular component: cytosol.
ACCGCGUCAUUUCUUAACGCAGAAUUAUAUAUGAUAAAUAGUAUACUAGUUGUAUAUCCCAAAAGAGAAACAGAGCUAUUCGUUUGAGCACAAAACAGGGCAAAUAUUCAACUCAAUUUCCUCCCAAGAAGAAGCAUGGAUCUGAUAGACAAGGCGAAGAAUUUUGUGUCGGAGAAGUUAGGAAACAUGGAGAAACCGGAGGCAACCAUCACAGACGUCGAUCUUAAGAGGAUCGGUUUCGAUGGCAUUUCUUUUCACGCUAAAGUCGCCGUUAAGAAUCCUUACUCUGUUCCUAUUCCCAUCAUGGAGAUCGAUUUCACCCUCAAAAGCGCCACCAGGGUAAUAGCAUCAGGAAGAAUUCCAGACCCAGGGAGCAUAAAGGCAAAUGACUCGACCAUGCUAGAUGUGCCAGUGAAGGUUCCUCAUAGUGUGCUAUUGUGCUUGGUUAGGGACCUUGGUGGAGAUUGGGACGUCGACUAUACGCUGGAAUUGUGUCUCAUCAUUGAUAUUCCGGUCAUUGGCAACAUCACCAUUCCCCUCUCUUAUAGCGGUGAGUAUAAGCUUCCUACUUUGUCCGACUUAUGGAAGGGUGGGGAAGAAGAAGAGGAGAAAGAAGAUCCAUCAAAGGUUAUAGUGAUAUGAAGUGCCAUUUCUAUCUAAAAAAAAUAAUGUGGCUUCUAUGUGCCUAGGUUCUCUUCUAUUGUUUUAAUAACAUUAAGUUUGUACCUUAUAUCAUUUGAAACGGGGUACAAAAUCGACAACUUUAUGCAACUCAAUAUUACUCUUAUCUUACAUGA